GGAGUGACAUCCCACCUUUCUAAAAGCCGACAAGAGAAGAAACACGAUGGGAAACUACAAAUCCAGGCCGAACCAGACCUGCACAGAUGAAUGGAAGAAGAAAGUGAGUGAAUCUUAUGGUGCUGUGGUCGAGAGACUGGAGGAUGAUCUGUGCAUUAAAGACAACGAACUUCUGGAACUUAAGCAUGUCUUCAGCUCAGACGAAGCCUUUAGUAAAGUGAACAUGAACUACCGGACAAAGAGUGGCUUGUCUCUACUUCAUCUCUGCUGCAUUUGUGACGGUACCAAGGCCCACGUCAGGACCCUGAUGCUCAAAGGCCUUCGUCCAUCGAGAUUGACAAGGAAUGGAUUCACGGCGCUACAUCUGGCUGCUUUCAAGGACAACACUGAGCUGGUCACUGCCCUGCUGCACGGAGGGGCAGACAUUCAGCAGGUGGGCUAUGGAGCACUCACUGCUCUUCACAUUGCAACCAUUGCAGCCAACAAUCAGACAGUACACAUCCUAUUACAACAUGGAGCCUUUGUCAAUGUCCAGGAUGCUGUCUUCUUCACACCUUUACACAUCGCCACUUAUUAUGGUCAUGAGCAGGUGACCAGACUGCUGCUGAAGUUCGGAGCGGACGCCAAUGUGAGUGGGGAGGUCGGAGACAGACCACUGCAUUUAGCUUGUGCAAAGGGUUAUCCCAAUAUCGUCAAACUGCUGCUGACUGAAGCCUGCAAAACUGAUGUGAAUGCUCAGGACAAUGAGGAUCAUUCACCCCUCCAUUUUAGUUGCCGAUUUGGGCACUGUGAAAUCGUCAGGUACCUGCUCCAAGGGAACUUUGAUGUACAUCCCCAUGCCGUGAAUAUCUAUGGUGACACACCUCUCCAUCUGGCUUGCUACAACGGGAAGCUGGAUGUGGCCAGUGAACUCAUCCGACUUUCCGGAACUGAAAGCUUAACCAAGGAAAAUAUCUUCAGUGAAACCUCUUUCCACAGCUCCUGCACUUACGGGAAGGACCUUGAGCUGGUCAAGUUUCUAAUCAGCCAGAAUGCCAUGAGCAUAAAUCAUCAGGGAAGGGAUGGACACACUGGUCUACACAGUGCCUGUUACCAUGGCCACAUCCGACUGGUCCAAUUCCUAUUGGACAGUGGAGCUGACAUGAACCUGGUGGCCUCAGACCCCAGCCGUUCCAGUGGGGAGAAGGAUGAACAGACCUGCCUGAUGUGGGCCUAUGAGAAAGGUCAUGAUGCCAUUGUGACGUUGCUGAAACAUUAUAAAAGACCUCAGGAUGAAUCACCUUGCAAUGAAUACUCCCAGCCGGGUGGAGAUGGUGCGUAUGUGUCUGUUCCAUCACCGCUUGGGAAGAUCAAAAACAUGACCAAAGAGAAAGCGGACGUGCUGCUCCUGCGAGCUGAACUUCCUUCCCAUUUCCACCUCCAGCUGUCAGACAUCGAGUUCCAUGAAAUUAUUGGAUCAGGUUCGUUUGGGAAAGUUUACAAAGGAAGAUGCAGGAACAAGAUUGUUGCCAUUAAAAGAUAUCGAGCCAACACCUUUUGCUCCAAAUCAGACGUGGAUAUGUUUUGCCGGGAAGUUUCCAUCCUCUGCCGCCUGAACCAUCCCUGUGUUAUCCAGUUUGUUGGUGCCUGCUUGGAUGAUCCAAGUCAGUUUGCCAUCGUGACACAGUUCAUCUCAGGAGGAUCCUUGUUCUCCUUGUUACAUGAGCAGAAAAGAAUCAUCGAUCUACAAUCCAAAUUAAUGAUCGCUAUUGAUGUGGCCAAAGGUAUGGAAUAUCUUCACAACCUGACUCAACCAAUCAUACACCGAGAUCUCAACAGCCAUAACAUCCUACUGUACGAAGAUGGCCAUGCCGUGGUAGCUGAUUUUGGAGAAUCCAGAUUCCUUUUGUCAAUGGAUGAAGACAACAUGACAAAGCAGCCAGGGAACCUGCGCUGGAUGGCUCCGGAAGUAUUCACCCAGUGUACCCGUUACACCAUCAAAGCCGAUGUGUUCAGUUAUGCCCUGUGUCUCUGGGAGCUGCUGACUGGAGAAAUCCCCUUUGCCCACCUCAAACCAGCUGCUGCUGCUGCUGAUAUGGCAUACCACCAUGUCCGCCCUCCGAUCGGGUACUCUAUCCCCAAACCCAUCUCGUCUCUGCUGAUCAGGGCUUGGAACGCGUGUCCUGAGGAACGGCCUGACUUUUCUGAGCUGGUCACCAAUUUGGAAGAGUGCAUUUGCAACAUUGAGCUGAUGUCUCCAGCCUCCAGUAACAGCAGUGGGUCCCUCUCACCCUCCUCCUCCUCAGACUGCUUGAUGGUCCGUGGAGGACCGGGCAGGAGUCACGUAGCAGCUCUGCGCACCCGCUUUGAGCUGGAGUACGCCCUGAAUGCGCGGGCGUAUGCGACAUGGUCUCAGAGUGGCACUGACCGUCGAUCUUCCCAGGGAUUUCCACUGGAGGAUUUAAGGAAGAAUUUGCAAUACCCACCAAUGGAUGCAAAUGGCUAUGUUUCUGAUCCGCUCAGCACCAUGCGAUACAAUUCCUGCAGCAGUGGCAGCUUCGAAGAUAGCUCCUGA
Messenger RNA from Hemiscyllium ocellatum (epaulette shark), 2554 nucleotides. It is a transcript of the gene tnni3k, whose product is annotated as TNNI3 interacting kinase. The transcript is spliced from 25 exons. Gene Ontology annotation, molecular function: ATP binding; aspartic-type endopeptidase activity; protein kinase activity. Gene Ontology annotation, cellular component: nucleus. The record is from RefSeq and is a predicted model, not a curated record. The coding region runs from base 47 to 2554 and encodes 835 amino acids. Lineage: Eukaryota; Metazoa; Chordata; Chondrichthyes; Orectolobiformes; Hemiscylliidae. Gene Ontology annotation, biological process: regulation of transcription by RNA polymerase II; proteolysis; protein phosphorylation.